Messenger RNA from Tilletiopsis washingtonensis, 1954 nucleotides. RefSeq names its product FAD/NAD(P)-binding domain-containing protein. Lineage: Eukaryota; Fungi; Basidiomycota; Exobasidiomycetes; Entylomatales. Gene Ontology annotation, molecular function: FAD binding; kynurenine 3-monooxygenase activity; NAD(P)H oxidase H2O2-forming activity. Gene Ontology annotation, cellular component: mitochondrial outer membrane. Bases 71 to 1678 code for a protein of 535 amino acids. The record is from RefSeq and is a predicted model, not a curated record. Gene Ontology annotation, biological process: quinolinate biosynthetic process; NAD+ metabolic process; L-tryptophan catabolic process. The transcript is spliced from 4 exons.
CACCUCAUCAGCUCGCCACCGCGCUCUCUCUCCUCCAACCUCGCACACAUCCCUUCCUGAUCUCUCAGUUAUGCCGUCUGCGGCCGUCGUCGGUGGUGGGCCCGUCGGCUGCCUCGCCGCGCUCGGCCUCGCGCACCGCGGCUUUGCCGUGACGAUCUACGAGUCGCGCCCGGCGCCGAUCAGCAGCAGUAACGGCAGCGCUGCCGGGCCCUCGGGGUCGACCGCACGUGCACGCAGCAUUAAUCUCGCCAUUUCCACGCGCGGCAUCAGCGGCCUGCGUGCCGUGGCGCCGGCGCUGCCGGGCAAGAUGGACCUCGCAGACAUGGUCCUUGACGGCGCCGUGCCGAUGCGCGCACGCAUGAUCCACACGGGCCACGAGCAGAACAGCCAGGCGUACAGCGCUGAUGGCGAGUGCAUCAACUCUGUCUCUCGCACACACCUCAACGACUUGCUGCUGCAGCAGGCCGAGAGUCACCCUUCAGUCACCGUCUGCUAUGGGCACAGACUCAAGCGCGCAGACUUUGACAAGGGCGAAAAGGCGCGCAAGGGCAAGGCGCCGGCGGACGCAGAGGGCGAGUGCGAGCUGAUGUUUGGCGUGGACGGGCAAGAGAGCCCUUCCGUCGUCUCUGCCGACCUCGUGCUCGGCUGCGACGGCAUCAACUCUGCCGUGCGCGACCAGCUGGCACGCACGAUCAGUUUCGACUUUGCGCGCAGCUACAUCGACUCGCUCUACGUCGAGCUCUCCAUGCCCGCCAAGCUCGACGCUGCCGGACAGCCCGACUUUGCGCUGGAUCCGCACCACCUGCACAUCUGGCCGCGGCACGACUACAUGCUCAUUGCGCUGCCGAAUCCAGAUCACACCUUUACCUGCACGCUGUUCGCGCCAGCCGGCAUCUUCGAGGAGCACCUCAGCGGGAGGGAGAAGACCCUUGCCUUUUUCGAGGACAAGUUCCCCGAUGCGCUACCCCUCAUGGGCCGCGAUGCCGUGGCGCGCGACAUUGCGGAGCGGCGGCCAAGCCCGCUCGCCAGCGUGCGAUGCCGGCCGUACCACUACAAGGGCCGCGUGCUGCUGCUGGGCGACAGCUCGCAUGCCAUGCUGCCCUUCUACGGCCAAGGCCUCAAUUGCGGCUUUGAGGAUGUGCGCGUGCUGCUCGAGCUCAUCGAUCGGCACGCCGAAGAAGAAGAGAUGCCGCGGCCGACUGCGCCAGCGCCGACCUCGCGCACGCACAGCCGCUCCGACAGCGGCGUGUCCAUGUCGAGCAGGGCGCCAUCGCCGCGCGCCUUGAAGCCUCACGCCGUGUCUGGCGCGCAUCCGAGCACGCAGGCGCUGGAGCGAGCCUUGGCAGAGUACAGUGCCACGCGGCACGACGAUCUGGUGGCCAUCUGUGAUCUGGCACAGAACAACUACUACGAGAUGUGCAGUCGCGUCGUCUCGCGCACCUAUCUCCUGCGCAAGCACUUCGACACGCUCCUCAUGCGCGUCCUGCCCGCCGGCUGGUGGAGCAGUCUCUACGCGAUGGUCACGUUCUCCAACCUCGGCUAUGCGGCUGUCAUGCGUCGCGAGGAACGACAGCGCAGGAUCGUCAGCAAUGUUGCCAUUGCCUCAGGCGUGGGGCUCGCGGCUGCUGCUGGCGUUGGCCUCGCUCGCGCAAGUCGUUUCUGGGCUCAGCGUGCCUGAGAGGAGCUAGACGCAGCUGCAUCGCCUCUUCGCUCGUCAGCCGUCCGGACCCGCUACGCGCCGCAUCACCUCUCGCCUCCAUGACUCCGAAGCGUCUUCCACCUCCAUAGUCUCAAGCGAUACCUCUCUAAUGAUCAGCUCAUUAUCACGCUACUCUGUUCGGUGGUGCGACGCUGCGCUCGUCUCAAGGCGGGCGAGAGAAGCGACGAACAGCUCUACUGUUGCACCGCCGGCGUAGCUGUCGCCGGCCACGCGGACGACGCCGGCAUUAGCCAC